GCGCUGCGGUAGUGCGGCAGAGGUACUAAAGCGAUUGCACACACUGGUUGCAACCAGGUUUAAAGCGGAUUGCAGUACCUGAAUUUGUACCUGUAUUGGAGUCAUUGGAGACACUGGUGGAUCGUUCGAUUAGCGCUGAGCAGUGUUGAUUUAUACGCGAAUGCGAAAAUAUGGCAAGUUCGUCACGGAACGCCACGAACAAGGUUUGUUGUUACGCACAUCCAGAUGCCCCACUUAUAGAAGAUUACAGGGCAGGAGAUCAGAUUUGUUCAGAAUGUGGAUUGGUUGUGGGGGAUAGAGUGAUAGAUGUAGGUUCAGAAUGGAGGACGUUUAGCAAUGAAAAGUCAGGAGUGGACCCAUCACGUGUUGGUGGCCCGGAGAAUCCACUUCUCAACGGCGCGGACUUGUCCACGAUGAUUGGACCAGGCACGGGUGCCGCGUCAUUCGAUGGCUUCGGUACCGCCAAGUAUCAAAAUCGGCGUACAAUGAGCAGUUCCGACAGAGCUUUACUCAAUGCGUUUCGCGAGAUCAACGGUAUGGCAGAUCGUAUCAAUUUACCGAAGACCAUCGUGGACAGAGCCAACACCCUGUUCAAGCAAGUGCACGACGGCAAGAAUCUGAAGGGUCGCGCGAACGACGCAAUUGCCUCCGCGUGCUUAUACAUCGCCUGUCGGCAGGAGGGAGUGCCGCGUACAUUCAAAGAGAUCUGUGCGGUCAGCAAGAUAAGCAAGAAGGAGAUUGGUCGGUGCUUCAAGUUGAUUCUCAAAGCUCUCGAGACCAGCGUGGAUCUCAUCACUACCGGCGACUUCAUGUCCCGAUUUUGCUCCAAUCUCGGCCUUCCCAAUAUGGUACAAAGAGCUGCUACGCAUAUCGCUAGGAAAGCGGUGGAGAUUGAUAUAGUACCUGGAAGAUCGCCCAUCUCUGUCGCCGCUGCGGCAAUUUACAUGGCAUCACAGGCGUCGGAAGACAAGAGAUCGCAGAAGGAGAUUGGCGAUAUCGCCGGUGUCGCGGACGUCACGAUCCGACAGUCGUAUAAAUUGAUGUAUCCUCACGCGAGCAAACUCUUUCCGGAAGACUUCAGAUUCGCCACGCCGAUCGAUCAGUUACCGCAGAUGUAAAAACAGGGAAGAGCUUCACUUUCUUCUUUCGAAAUAUUAUUUUAAAGAAAUACUUCUUUUCCAUCACAAGCGUAAGCCAUUGUGCGUAAAUCCGACUAUUUUCAUUAACAGGAUACAUUCCUGAAUAAUUUAUGCGAUUCAAUAUUUUUUAUUUUACCGCGAAUGAUAUAUUAAUACUUUUUUUCCUUCUCUCACUUUAUUCAGAAUAUAUUUUUCAAGGGUACAACGGUGCUUAGAUGGAAUAUAUUUAACAUUCAUAUUCUGUUAUUUCACAUACUGCAGUAUAAAAAUUGCCUCGUGUAAUUUAUAUUUCCUUUACGUAGCACACAAUUCGACUUCCUGUUAUUUUUUUCUGUUUGUAAAUUUAUAUCUUAUAGCGCAAAAAAGGCUAUUAAAUUUUGCGCUGUUACAUAGUCGAUAAAACAACUAUUUUUUCAACUGUACUGUUAGAAAACAAAUUCUUACGAGAUGG
This is a messenger RNA of Wasmannia auropunctata (little fire ant), 1590 nucleotides long. RefSeq names its product transcription initiation factor IIB (gene TfIIB). The transcript has 5 exons. Gene Ontology annotation, biological process: transcription preinitiation complex assembly; transcription initiation at RNA polymerase II promoter. NCBI's taxonomy places the organism in Eukaryota, Metazoa, Arthropoda, Insecta, Hymenoptera, Formicidae. The coding region runs from base 171 to 1118 and encodes 315 amino acids. Gene Ontology annotation, molecular function: TBP-class protein binding; RNA polymerase II general transcription initiation factor activity. Gene Ontology annotation, cellular component: nucleus; transcription preinitiation complex. The record is from RefSeq and is a predicted model, not a curated record.